Molecule: messenger RNA, 3743 nt
Organism: Ruditapes philippinarum (Manila clam)
Lineage: Eukaryota; Metazoa; Mollusca; Bivalvia; Venerida; Veneridae
Product: DNA repair protein REV1-like
Biological process (GO): error-free translesion synthesis; error-prone translesion synthesis
Cellular component (GO): nucleus
Molecular function (GO): damaged DNA binding; deoxycytidyl transferase activity; DNA-directed DNA polymerase activity
Source: RefSeq, a predicted model, not a curated record
AACAGAAGUUACAAAAACAAUUUGAUGAAGAUGCCCCAGGUCAGUUGAAGAAGGAAGGCAGUGGCUCAAAGAUAUUUGCUGGCAUAAGUAUAUAUGUGAAUGGUUACACAAAACCAUCAUCUGAUGAGUUGAAGAGAUUAAUGAUGUUACAUGGGGGUAAUUAUGAACAUUAUCUGUAUCGAACCCGUGUCACCCACGUUAUAGCAACAAACUUACCUAACAGUAAGGUGAAGGAGUUGAAAGGAUUAAAAGUUGUCCGACCUGAAUGGAUCACUGAAAGUAUUGCUGCCGGAAAGCUUCUUUCAUAUGCAAAAUAUCAGCUGUAUACAGCGCAAUGUGGAUUACAGAAGGGUUUACAUACAUUUACCACAUCAACAGAGAACAGUAACCAGUCUGAGGGGAGUUUCCAAUCUAAAGAUAGUAACAUUAGUGAUAUUUCAUUGUCCACUUACGUUAAAGACAGUUCUUUAAAUAGAAUCAGCAGCACAAACAGUGGAAAUGGAGUUUCCUGUGGAAAAACUCAAGUUAAAGAUAUUAGUGAUGGUAAAUUAAAUAAGAGUGUUAAAGUGAUCUCCCCUGGGAAGACUGCAGAUGCCAGAGAUCCUAAAUUUCUAAAUGAGUUUUACAGCAACUCGAGGCUACACUACCUAUCUACUUGGAAAGCAGAAUGGAAAAAUUAUGUCAAUGAGCUACAGGUAAAGGGAGGUAAUUUUCCAGGCAGGGAACAACUUAGACAGAUUGUUCAGGAAAGGGCAGUAACUCCUGAUGAACCUUUAUCAAACAAAAGGAGAGGAAAACCAUCAAGAUGUGUGAUGCACAUAGAUAUGGAUUGUUUCUUUGUUUCUGUUGGACUGAGGAAGAGACCAGACUUGAGAGGUAAACCUGUAGCUGUAACACAUUCCAAGGGUAAAAGUCAAACCCCUGACCCGUUAGCUGAUCCGGUACUGGAGAGACGUCAGUGGGAGGAGAAAAAGUUACAGAGAAGAGGCAAAGGCAAGAAAACAAUUAAACCAGUCGACACAAGCAGUUUAGAUGAUGAUAUGACAUUUCCAGAUCAGUCUGACUCUGAUGAUGAUGUCACAGAUGAUGUCAUCAAUACUGUCAGUGCUGUUACUAUGACGACAGUAGAAUCAUUCCACUCAAUGGCUGAGAUAGCUUCUUGCAGCUAUGAAGCAAGGCAGGCUGGUGUUAAGAAUGGUAUGUUUAUGGGUAGAGCUAAGAGUAUAUGUCCAGACCUUGUCACAAUACCUUAUGACUUUGAUGGCUACAAACAAGUCUCUAAAACAUUAUAUGAUACUGUAGCAAGUUUUACACAUGAUAUAGAGGCUGUAAGUUGUGACGAGAUGUUAGUUGAUUGUACAGAUUUACUGGCAGAUACUGGAGCCACACCUCUAGAGUUUGCCACACUACUUCGUUCUCAACUCUUCCAACAAACACAGUGUCCAGCAUCAGCAGGCAUUGGAUCAAGUAUACUACUAGCCAGGAUGGCAACAAGGAAGGCUAAACCUAACGGUCAAUUCUACCUGACAGAAGAUGUUGUCUCAGAUUACAUUAAAUCACAGCCAGUCAAAGAUUUACCAGGUGUAGGUUAUUCUACGACUAGGAGAUUUGAGGCUAUGAAAGUAGUUACAUGUGAUGACUUGCAGAAAGUUGCUCUAGAUACUCUUCAGAAGGAGUUUGGUCCAAAAACAGGUCAGUCAUUGUUUAGGUACUGUAGAGGUCAGGAUGAUCGACCAAUCAAAAUGGAGCAACAGAGGAAGUCUGUCUCAGCUGAAGUGAAUUAUGGGAUCAGGUUUGACACAGAUUGUGAAGCGACUAAGUUCAUGGAGGAGUUGUCAGAGGAAGUAUGUAACAGGUUGAAGGGUAUACAUAUGAAGGGUAAAACAAUUACAUUGAAACUAAUGGUGAGGAGAGAAGAUGCUCCAAAACAUACUUCCAAGUUCAUGGGUCAUGGUAUAUGUAACAACUUUUCUAAAUCAGUCACUCUACCUAUGGCAACAGAUGAUACAAAAAUAGUUGCCAAGGAAACUAUAGGUUUACUGAGGUCUCAUAAAGUGGAUGCUGCAGAUCUUAGAGGGAUUGGAAUACAAGUAAACAAACUUGAACCUGCUGAAGUUGGUUGUACUGGUAAUAACAAGAAAAUUCCGAGUAUUCUUAACUUUACUGUAAAAUCAAACAGCCCUAACAAAACAACCAAACAACAGUCAAAUGCUGCAGAAACAGUAGGAGAUAAACUGGGGGUAAAUGUAGAAACUAGACAUACAGAAAUAAGAAGGAAACAUGGUACACCUAGUAAACUUGUAACAGAUAAACGGAUGCUGUCUUGUGAUAAAAAUGCAGUUAGUGAAGCAGGUAAUGAGAUAAUGGAUACAAACAAGAUGUCUGAGAAUACAGAGAGUACUGAAGCUGAAGUUAUAGACCUUGUACAAUCUGAGGUAGAGUCCAGAUUACCUGCCUCAAGUGACCAGGACUUACUGCAAGAUUUAGUCAGUAGACAGAGAGUAGAUGUAUCGUUACCACCAUUACCCUGCCUACCAGAUAUUAGAACUCCAGAUAGUGGAAGGAAAACUAGGAAAUGUCACACCCCAGAGAUAGAGCCACACCCACCUUCAGAUAUUGAUUACUUCCCAUCACCUUCACAGAUUGACCCAGAUGUUUUAUGUGAACUUCCCUCUGAAAUAAGAGAGCAAAUUGAGAGAGAAGUGAAACAAAGAAGAGCGGGGCCAGUAAGAAGGAACAUGAGGACAUCUCAAUCUACAGAUGCUAGUUGUUCCCAUUGGCAACAACAGACUAACAAUAGAUCAGAACACAGUCACAGUGAGGUAGAUGGACAUGCUCAGGAUGUCAUAGUUGCUUUACCCUCGCCGUCUCAGAUAGAUUUAAGUUGUCUGGAAGCAUUACCAGAAAAUCUGCAGGCAGAACUGAGACAAGCUUAUGCUAGACAGAAUUCUAAACUGACAACAAAGGGAGGUAACACAUUGCAAUUGAAACAGGCAAAGUCUCCUGCCAAGUCACCAAAUAAGAGGUCACCUGGUAAAAGCAGUCCAAAUUUUAAAAUACCAAGAGGCAAGCCAAGUGGAAGGGGACGUAAAAAGGGGACUUCCAAGAAAACUCUUUUUAAGGAUCAAGCUAGGGCAGUGCAACAGCAGUCAUCAAGUCACCUGAGUGUGUCAGAAAGUUUAAACAGUGCUAGAGAAACAACCAGUACAACAGCUAGCAAUGGUGUUGGUGAUAUAACUUCUAGUUCAUCACAUGUACAAUGUUAUAAUAAUGAGACACUAGUUAAUAGUUCUUGUGUAGGAGAUAUAGAGGGUACUGAAGUUAAUUAUACAUCAGAAACUGUGUGUUGUGUAAACCUUUGUGGUGCAGUCACAUUACAAGAUGUAAGACAUUUAUUGAAGGAAUGGAUACAUUCAACCCCAGUGCCACAAGAAGAUGAUGAGGAAAUAUUAAAGAAAUAUAUGGUAGAUCUUGUCACUGAUAAAAAUCUGGAGCAGGUAGACCUUCUCCUUAAGUACAUGCUAAGGAACAUCAAUAGAUUACAUGAUGGUGAAUGGCUGCAUUCAUUAAAGAGAAUUUUCAUACAUACCCAGUCAGUUGUAUAUGAUUUAUAUGGCAGUCAACUUGUGUCUAUAAAACUGUAAUUGUACAUACAUUAUAUAUGUGAUAUAAACAAAGAAACUGUGACAACAUUGAUUUGUAAAGUGAUAUUUUAAGUUAAGCUUGUGAUACAUAUCUUGUUG